AUUUUGUGAGUAAUGCAGCCGCGGUUAAAGCCUUAAGUACAGUUAAUGGAACUCUUAUCCCUGGUACCAAUCGUGUAUUUAAGCUUAAUUGGGCAUCAGGAGGCGGAUUAACUGAUAGAAAGGAUGACCGUGGUCCUGAAUUUUCGAUUUUUGUCGGCGAUUUAGGACCAGAAGUAACUGAAUGGAUGCUUGUGCAGCAACGUGCUCUUCUUGAAAUGCAGGGCUCUUUUUGUGGAAAUCGCCCAAUGCGAAUUUCUACAGCAACACCAAAAAAUAAAAGUGGUUUACCGGGCACUUUUUACCAACAACCUUCUCAACAGGCACCUAUUCUGAAUCAAUAUAAUGAUCCCAAUAAUACCACUGUUUUCGUUGGUGGACUAUCAGGAGUAAACAGUGAAGAAGAGCUCAGAAGUGCUUAUACACCAACUACCCCAGUAAUCAACACACCUGUGACUCCAACUCCACCUCAAAUCUUACAGUCUAUGGCAGAUCCUUUGGAGCCAGUGCCUGUGCAACGUAUGAAUGAAAUUUUCAUCACUAGCAAAGAGGCAUUGCUUGAAAGAAUGGAAACCGAGG
Messenger RNA from Racocetra fulgida, 576 nucleotides. The record is from the annotation of a GenBank genome assembly. NCBI's taxonomy places the organism in Eukaryota, Fungi, Glomeromycota, Glomeromycetes, Diversisporales, Gigasporaceae.